AUAAAAUUCAAACCGUUUUCAAAAUAAAUAAUAUAAAAACUCUUUGUUCAUGCAUCUCUCUCACGGUUCUCCCUUUAUUCUCUCCUCUUUUCCUCUUUUUUUUCUACUAUUUUUCUUCUUUCUCUUGUUUUCUUCUCUCUUCCUCAUUUAUUGUCCUUUCUAACAAACCGCCCCUGCCCCUGCCCACAUACCUUCUAGCGUCUUACGUACGAUUAAAGGCCAGCUUCCUUCCCAUCAUUCAAGAUUUAAAUCCUCAAUUAUCUAUCCAAUCCAUUGCUCCCCAUUUCUUCGGCGGUUCUCUCUCGCUCUCGAUCACUUUUCAACGUUUUCCUGUCAUUCUUUUUUAGCUUUGGGUAUCCACGGGCCAAAAAAACACACGCUAUAGAAGGGAGAGAGUUUUCGUGAGAGAGAAACCCUAAGUUUUCUCUGGCGUUUCUGGUUUUUGUGAUUUUUGAAAUUCGCUGCUUCAACGGAGACUCAUUUCAGGUUCAUCCUACAAAGGAACGAUAAUAUUAAGAAAAUGGAUUGCAUAUUCUCAUCCAUCACCACAUAUCCUUUCAUAACUUUGGGAGGAAAACUACAACAGAGCGUUUGUGUUACUAACCUGGCGCAUCCCAGCACAAGAAUUUGCUAUAGCAGCAACCCAAGAACCGUCGUUAUCCGCGUCACACCAAACUCCCUCCUGACUUUGGCGUUAACUUAUUCUUGGAGAAACCUAGAACUGAACCCGACAUGUCCACUGACACUGAACAAAUAAAGUCAAUUUAUGGUCACAAUAAUGAUUUACCUGAAGAAGAAGACGACGAAGAAGAAAAUCAUGUGAAUAUUGAUCUUGCUUGGGAAUCAGAUGAGGUUGAAACCAUAUCUUCACUUUCAGGAGGAAUUCCUCAAAAACCUGGAAAAGUAGGUAGAGAGAGGCCUCUUCCUCUCCCACUUCCUCACAAGCUACAGCCACUGGGAUUUCCUAUGCCAAAUAAACACGUUAAGAAGGCUUCUUCUGGGGUAAACUCAUCUCGUGCUUCUGUAUCACAACAGUUAUAUAAGAAUCCAAGCUUUCUUAUUGGCUUAUCUAAAGAGAUUAAAGACCUGGCUUCCAAUGAUGAUGUGUCUGCAGUUCUCAAUAAAUGGGCUCCCUUUUUGCGUAAGGGUUCGUUAUCAAUCACAAUUCGGGAAUUGGGUCUUAUGGAUCUUCCACAAAGAGCUCUGCAAACUUUCUGUUGGGCUCAGAAGACGCCUCACUUGUACCCGGAUGAUAGGAUUUUGACUUCAACUGUUGAAGUAUUGGCUAGGAAGCGUGAAUUAAAAUUGCCUGUCAACUUGGAGAAGUUCACGAGCUUGACCAAUCGUAGUCUGAUUGAGGCAAUGGUGAAAGGAUUCGUUAAAGGUGGAAGCUUGAACCUUGCAUGGAAGCUUCUUUUGGUUGUGAAGCAAAGUAAAAGAAUGCUGGGUCCAGGCAUUUACGCAAAGUUAAUAUUGGAGCUUGGAAAGAAUCCUGAUAAACACAUCCUUGUAGAGGAGUUACUGGGUGAUCUUGGAGAAAGAGAUGAUUUGAAUUUGAGUCAGCAGGACUGUACAGCGAUCAUGAAGGUUUGCAUUAGGCAUAGGAAGUUUGAGAUUGUGGAGAGCUUGUUUUACUGGUUCAAGCAAUCAGGGCGUGACCCCAGUGUGGUGAUGUACACAACAUUGCUUCAUAGUCGUUAUUCUGAGAACAAGUACAUGGAAGCAUUAGCUCGUUGGGAAAUGGAGGCCAGGGAAUGUCUCUUGGAUCUUCCUGCUUAUCGUGUAGUAAUAAAGCUUUUUAUUGGCCUCAAGGAUUUGGCAAGAGCGGUGAGAUAUUUUUCCAAACUCCAGGAAGCGGGUUUCUCUCCAACAUAUGAUAUGUAUCGUGACUUGAUUAAUAUGUAUAUGGCUGCAGGGAGCGUGGGCAAGUGUAAGGAGGUUUGUAAGGAGGCCAGUAUGGCGGGUUUUUCAUUAGAUAAACGUACCUUGUUAAAUUUAUCAAAACUUGAGAAAGACAUUUUAGGUUAGUUAGGUUAUGAAUUUUGGUUAAUUUAUUUUGCCAUUCUCAUGUUUAUUAUAAAUCGGCAUCUUCUUGUGAUGGCAACUGUUAGUCUAACCCUUUUCUUAUUUGUAUCAUUACAUCUUACAAUUUUUUGCCCAUCAAUGUUUAAAUCAAAUUUAAUAUAA
Messenger RNA from Gossypium arboreum, 2187 nucleotides. Its product is annotated as pentatricopeptide repeat-containing protein At2g01860. Lineage: Eukaryota; Viridiplantae; Streptophyta; Magnoliopsida; Malvales; Malvaceae. Gene Ontology annotation, molecular function: protein binding. The record is from RefSeq and is a predicted model, not a curated record.